This is a messenger RNA of Drosophila rhopaloa, 1239 nucleotides long. It is a transcript of the gene Gr10a, whose product is annotated as gustatory receptor 10a. The coding region runs from base 95 to 1189 and encodes 364 amino acids. Lineage: Eukaryota; Metazoa; Arthropoda; Insecta; Diptera; Drosophilidae. Gene Ontology annotation, biological process: sensory perception of taste. The transcript has a single exon. Gene Ontology annotation, cellular component: membrane. The record is from RefSeq and is a predicted model, not a curated record.
UUACCAUUCCCAUGGCCAUUUCCAAUCCACUGCCGAAAAAACACGCAACGCGAACAAAGGACUUUCUCAGUUGAUUGCGAGGAGCGGAACCGGAAUGACUUCACCGGAUGAGUCGACUUUCUGGGAGCGGCACGAGUUGAAGUUCUACCAGUACGGCCAUGUCUACGCCCUGAUCUAUGGCCAGGUGGUGAUCGACUAUGUGCCCCAGAAGGCUCUCAAACGUGGCGUCAAAGUGCUCCUGAUUGUGUACGGCCACCUGUUCAGUUUGCUGCUGAUUGUGGUUUUACCCGGUUAUUUUUGCUACCACUUUGGCACACUAACCGAUACCCUCGAUCUGCGCCUGCAAUUGCUCUUCUAUGUGACCUUCGCCAACACGGCCAUUAAGUAUGCCACCGUGAUUGUGACCUAUGUGGCCAAUACCGUCCACUUCGAGGCCAUCAACCAGAGGUGCACUGUGCAGAGGAUGCACCUGGAGCGGGAGUUCAAGAACGGGCCGCAGGAGCCGAGGAAACCCUUCGAGUUCCUCAUGUACUUCAAGUUCUGUCUGAUCAACCUGAUGAUGAUGGUGCAGGUGUGCGGGAUAUUCCUGCAAUACGGCGAGACGGAGAAGGGUGCGAUGAACCAGGUGCGGGUCCACUUCUCCAUCUACGCCUUUGUGCUGUGGAACUACACGGAGAAUAUGGCGGACUACUGCUACUGGAUCAACGCCUCGGUGCUGAAGUACUACAGGCAGCUCAACCUCCAGUUGGACGCACUCAGGCAGGAGGUGGACAGGCUGAGACCAGGCGGCGGAAUGCUCCUCCAUCGCUGCUGCCUGCUGAGUGACCGGCUGGAGGAACUGCGUCGCCGGUGCCGGGAGAUCCACGACCUACAGCGCGAGAGCUUUCGCAUGCACCAGUUCCAGCUGAUUGGACUCAUGCUGAGCACCUUGAUCAACAACCUGACCAACUUCUACACCCUGUUCCACAUGCUGGCCAAGCAGUCGCUGGAGGAGGUCAGCUACCCGGUGGUCGUGGGCUCCGUCUAUGCCACCGGCUUCUACAUUGACACCUACAUAGUCACCCUGGUCAACGAGCACAUCAAACUGGAGCUGGAGAACGUCGCCCUCACCGUGCGGAGAUUCGCCGAGCCACCGGCCAGGGAUGAGCGGCUCACCAGGGAGGUAAUUGAUUUAUUAAGAUUGAUUUAAUAAAUUCAAUAAAUAUACACGAGCAUUUUAAAUAGAAUAAGAUUUCGUAU